Molecule: messenger RNA, 3072 nt
Organism: Trypanosoma brucei brucei TREU927
Lineage: Eukaryota; Euglenozoa; Kinetoplastea; Trypanosomatida; Trypanosomatidae
Product: protein kinase, putative
Exons: 1
Coding region: 1-3072 (1023 amino acids)
Biological process (GO): protein phosphorylation
Molecular function (GO): protein kinase activity; ATP binding
Source: RefSeq, a predicted model, not a curated record
AUGGGACCAACAUGUGAUCGAAUAGCAAAGAUGUUGCCUCACCCCAUUUUAGCGUCAGAUGACGACAGACAGUAUGUGCAAGAGAGCAUUCUUUCCCUACCAGAUAUGGUUGAAAAUUUCUUUACCUCACUUGAGCGUGUGUACACGGAUGGCAAGUGUGAAGAGGCAAAGCAGGCCUUCGCUACGUACCACAGUAUUCAAACUAUAGUCAGCGUUCUGUGCAGGGUACCUGCCUCCGCUUACCGUACAAACGAUGAGAAACGAAGUAUAGACUGGGAAAUUUAUGAACGGAUUAAGCGAAUGGGCCAUCUUUUUUUGGGUGACAUUGUUGUGGUUGGCCCUCAAUCAUUGAACUGGAGGGUACCGGUGAUGCGUUUAGCAGAGGAGGUCGCACAGCGGAUGCGAUGUGCUUAUGUUGAGUUUCCUUUCAUGUCAGUUCUACUCAGGGAGGCAGUUUCAUACAGCUCUGUUGCAUUUAUACUUGUUAUUGCGAUUUUUGCGGCUUCCGUUGUCUUCACCCUCGUUGUGUUGGUGACGCUGCCGACACUGUCACCCUCAACCACCGUGGGGUUACUGGUAGGGUUGACUGCGUUUCUCCUUGUGAGUGUUGUUAGUUGUGGAUUCCUUUACCUCUUUGUCACAUCGGCGAAGGCACUGAAGGUGCUCCACACCUGGAUUCUUGAAGAGCGCAUGUACACCGUGCUGCUUUCUUCCGCAUCGUCUGAAGGAGACCUCAGUACAACGGGGCCGUCGGCCGGGGCGGCGGUUCCGCAGGUUACUCGUGGACAUAAUACAAAGAACGGCUACUACACAAUCCCCUACGGCAACGCAUUGGGUUACAUUGAAGGAAAGCACGUUGACGCCCAGGUCGUGAUGAUUGGCUUCGAUGACAAAUACCGUAUAACCCGGUGGAACAUGGCCGCCGAGGUUGUGACAGGGUUUCUCGAGUCUGGAUGUGUCGGAAAACCGCUCUCCGACUUGGUUAUAACCCCAACAGGGGACAUUGAGCGAGACUUAGCACCUCUCCAGGUGUUUUCAGGUGAGGUACUCAAACUGAAGCUGCGUGCCUUUGCCACAGUUCCCGUCACAUUGUUCACUGUCGCUGUCCCCAUAUUGAACCAGGAGGGGUCCUUAAUUGGGAGGAUUCUUAUUUGUGCUAAUGCAAAGGACAAUUUGGGGGAGUACCGCACCUACAUUCGCGACUACGUGGUGUCGGAAGUAAACUUAUCGUUAUCUGAGAUCUUAGAAGGAAAAGCCGUUACGCCAAGAGGAUUGUCCGUUAUUGGUCCUCUUCAGUCAUUCUUGGAAUAUGGGUACGGGAAGCAAGUGGAGGAGUUGGCGCGAGGGAUGCUAGCAGAAUGGGAGUGGACAUCUUCAGAACAGCUUCUGGGGCAGAUGCUCCGCUUGUCUCCACUUGAUCACAAGACGAGCGUUGAUUCGCUGUUUCCCGGCACGCUUUGUCUCCAUCCAUGUAUCCCGGAAGCUGUCGCCACGUUGCUGAAUAGUCUGCGUGUCCCAUGCCAUUUGAGGUUGCAGAUUUUGAACUCUUCCAGGAAUACCUUUGCUCUACAGAUUGUCGCAACUCCUGUUGCCCAGGCAGCGCCAAGCACAGCCCAGAUAAGCGAGUUACGCGAGAAAUUGCUGCCCCACUUGCGCAGUACCUGUGGAAGUAUUCGCGAGGACGACGGCACCGUUGUAUUCCGAUUUCCUUGCCAAAUCACAGCCGCACUGGAGGACAUUGAUGACGCAACCUUCCGACCAGCUGACGCACUGAAUGAACGCUACGUUAUCGAUCAAACCCGUGCCAUCGUGAAUUGCACUGUGAAUGUGCUGACGCUGAUAACAAACCUUGUGGACCAACACAAUAUUUCUAUGAUCCUGCUCAGGACGAUGUUUGUUUCUCUGACAAGUGUCCGGGAGCGAUGCGAGUUAGAGAAGCGCUUGCAGUCAUCACCAAGUGAUAUCGAUGUGAUUGUAUGCGAUCGUGGAUGGCUAAACUCGGUGCAGGAUUUAGUACAUUCCCUCAGUUACGAUAUUAUUGUUGUCCCCAUCUCUGAACCGGGUGUACGCCUUGCGUUAGAGGGGUUUCAGUACGUUAUAAACACCCCCAUAUCGAGUACUGAAGUCCGUAAGGUAUUGAUGGCGAUCGGCACUGCAGUGUCACUGCGGAAGAAUGCAGCUACCGCGCAGGAGGAGCGAGAACGUAUUCUGACACUGAGGCAAGACUCACCGUGGACGAAAGGUGUGCUGCUUGGUCGAGGUUCUUUCGGUGCCGUAUAUGAGGCCACCAGUGAUUUGACAGGGGGGAAGAUGGCAGUGAAGAUGUUUUACUUUACGGAGGACUUAGAGGAGUCUAUUAACGCCUUACUUAAUGAAAUUAAGAUAAUGUGUAGCCUGAAUCACCCAAAUAUUGUUCACUACUUUCACUGUGAGCGGAAAGAAAACAGUGUGAACCUCUUCAUGGAGCUUUGUUGUUGUUCACUGGGCGACAUCAUAUACGGCCGAAGUCAGAAGCCACCAGACCUGACGGUUAUCAAGGUCCUUCGGCAGCUGCUCACAGCACUGACCUAUUUGCACGCGCGUGGGGUGGCACACCGUGAUGUGAAGCCGCAGAAUAUUCUGAUAAAGGGCGACGUUGUGAAAAUCACUGAUUUUGGAACGGCCCGCCAAGGGGUUGGAAGCGAGGACGUACAGGGCACGUUGCGGUACAUGGCGCCUGAGGUGUACCGUGGUGAGGAUCACUGCAGCCCAUGCGAUAUUUGGUCAGUUGGUUGUGUAGCAGCUGAGCUCUUUGACUGCCCACCCUUAUUUAUGGAGACUCCCCACAUGCUAGCAGAUAUGACAGAUGUUGAUUACUACGUAGAUGGACUUACAAGCAACCCUGUCCUCUGUGAUUUCUUACGCAUGUGUUUCUGCCUCCAACCUGAAGGGAGAGCGACUGCGGCUGACCUUCUGUUGCACCGCCUAUUCAGUAGCAGUUGCAGUGCUGAGGUGGAGUCACUACCUGAUAUAUUUAGCAGGGAGAAGCAGUAUGUGAGUUCGCUUACCAUCACCACACAACCCCAUUCGUAG